GCUAGCAAUACAAUAAGGAGGCCGGCGGCAGCAGGCGGCACUACGAGAGACGGCUGGAGCUUGGGACGUCAACGCUAUAGACAGAGCGGCCGGAGGCGUCCGUCUGCUAGCGCUGCAAACACACAUCUUCAACUCGAAGACAAUGUUCGCUCUCCGGCGGCUGCAGGUUGCACUGCUGCCGUUGUUGGCAUCGUUCCAUACUGGUCACUGCCACUUUCAGUGCCCUCUGGAGUGCGUAGGAACGUUCGUCGUGCCCACCGAGAAGGGCGUGAAGGUGAUCGGUGGCCCGGCCGCCAAGAAGGUGGGCAAAAUUAUAAAUGAUCUCACCGAGACUUGGACAUCAUCGCCAGACGACGAGAUAACCAUCGACGGGAAGAAGGUUCCUGUACCUUCGAAAGUCAAAUCCCAGAUGCGAAACGCACUCAAUAAUUUUCCGGAGCUGUCAACUGUCUUUCUGGAUAUACUUCGGAAACGAGGACCGACAUCUUUGCCAUACGGAAAGCAGCGAUUCUCGUCUCCGGAUUUGCAGGAAGAAGCCGUAACGCCUGGAGGUAACCCGCAGCAUACGACAGUACUAGACGCCCCUUUGUCUCGCCUUCCUGACCAGUUUCGCCCUUCACAGCCUCGGCCUUUUAAAAAACCAGUUGGUUCUGACACAUCGGGUCCAUUGACACGUGUCCCUGGACAACGCAAACCACAGAACAGUCCACAGGCUUCCGAAUCUCCUGAAUUUUUCUUUACAAAACCGUUCAAUCCUGAAACUUCCAGGCCGUCAAAUGACCAACCUUCCAGGCCAGAAGGGCCCCUGGAUUCCAAGAGUGUCGGCUCUAAACGCUCAAAACCGCAAUUUUUCGGGAAACCAGAGGAGCAGGUUCCUAGCGAUAUUGUAUCUUCUGAAUCUGUAGAAUUUGAACCGACCAGUCCAACUGAGAAGUUUCCGCGUUCAAAAAAGACUGAGCCGUUUUUAAAAGGAGCCCAGAAACCGUCGUUACCUGGGGCUUCUGAUCAAUCAAGCCCCGAAGAGUCACUACCUUCAGGCCCUCAGAAUGACUUUCCGUCAAAUUCUAAAAAAUUCAAGCCUCACGGCACUUCAGAGCCUGGAGAGAGUAUACCAGGGGAUAACGAACCCUUCAGUCCAAGUAAAUCAGGCCGCCCUCAGAAUGACUUUCCGUUCAGUUCUAAAACAUUGAAGCCGGACAGCUCUUCAAAGCCUGGAGAGAGUAUACCAGGAGAUAAAAAACCCUUCAGUCCAAGUGAAUCAGGCCCUCAGAACGACUUUCCGUUCAGUUCUAAAACAUUGAAGCCGGACAGCUCUUCCAAGCCUGGAGAGAGUAUACCAGGAGAUAAAAAACCCUUCAGUCCAAGUGAAUCAGGCCCUCAGAACGACUUUCCGUUCAGUUCUAAAACAUUGAAGCCGGACAGCUCGUCAAAGCCUGAAGAGAGUAUACCAGGAGAUAACCAACCAUUCGGUCCAAGUGAAUCUGAAAAACCCAGCAACCCUGAUAACUUUAGUCCUGAAGGCUCUUCCGAGCCUUCCAGUUCAGGUGGUUUCAAUCCCACCUUUUCCAAGGCAAAUCUCGUCCCUUCUCAUCCAACCAGAAGUCCCGAUUCCAAUUUUGCGAAACCUUCAGGUUUCUGGCCUUCCAGUGAGCCGGAACCGCAACCAGCUCGUCCUACCGAUGAACUUCCAACUCCUGAGACAAACGAGAAAACUCCAGAAGUCAGCGUUCCAGAUCACCUUAAAGUUCCACCUAAAGAUGAGCGUGUUCCUGGGGACGUCCGUUCAUACCUUAAGUAUCUGGAAGAUAAUCCUAGUUUAUUCGUGCCUGUUUACAAAAUACUAGUUAAUAAAGGAGUGAGGUUUCCAGACUUACGAAGGCCAUUUGAUCACGUCACUAUCAACGGAGAACGGGCCAACCUUGCUAGGCCGAUCACCGUGGCCUUCUCUGUAAGAAUCAGUCACCGCACUUUCACCUUGCCGCGAGACGCCGACAAGCUUGCCACCUUCGCCUCCCAGCAUCCUGAGCAACUUCCCGCAAUAACAACAGCAAUUCGCCAGCUUGGUGGAACACUGACGCCCGAUAACAGAGGCUGGGUUUCGUCAUUCACGCUGUUUGACAAAAAAACUGAACUGCCGCACUCUGUUGCUCCGAGAAUCAUCGUAAACGGGCGUCCUUUCACACUUCCGAAUGACAUGGAAGAGCUGGUAAGAACCAUCGAAAAACGACCCCAGCUAUUUCACAACAUCCUACCAAUUCUUGAGACAUUCGGCGCACGGCCUCAGAGAUCGCCUUCUGGAGAAAUAAGGUCAAUAAAGUUUCGAGGAAGGAACUUUCCCGUACGCUCUGUGACACCUGUUCCCGUCUUUAUCCGUGGAAGAAGGUACAACAUUCCUGCAGACCUUGAAAGGAUUUUGGCACAACCAGACAGCCAGGUAGUAGGCGAACUCAUUAGUGCCCUCCAGAGAUCCAAGGUGCCGGUGGUCGUCGACAAUGAAACUGGAAAUGUCGUGGGCAUCGAGAGGGAUGGCGUUCGUAUUCCUUUCCCGGUAGCCAUUCGCUUCCGAAUCAAGUUGGGAGGACGAGACUACCUAAUACCACGCGAUCUUCCAUCCAUCGUUACACAGCUGGAGCGACACGGCGUGCCCACCGACGUCCUCACCGUCCUCUACAAUAACUACGGAAUAAUCCCGGUUCGCGGUCCGAACCACGACGUCACCGCUAUUGAGUUCAACGGGAAGCGCUAUCCGAUCAAACCGCAACCUAAAACAAGUAUAGAAGUUGGAGGCCACCGCCUAAUGCUGCCAAGGGACAAUCACAAACUUGUUCGCCUAAUUCAGGAACGCAAGAUACCGCUGGAUCAGUUCCUCCGCACGAUUCAGAAUUCAGGAUACAGGCUUGUGUCAGGACCCGACGGCGUGCUGCAGACGGCCCACAAAGGAUACGAAGUCAUCAAACUUCCUGUGGGCAUUCGCAUGCUGUUCAGCAUAAGCGGCGUCACGUACAGGAUACCGCAAGACAUUCCACGCAUCGUCAAACUGCUUCGUACUGUCAGAAAUGAAGUCGCUAUCGACAAGAUCCUGGGCAACCUGAAAACGUUCGGCGUUGACGUCCGCAAGGGACCCGGCCAAGCGACACUGAGCUUCAACGGCGAGAAGCAAACGUUUCCCUUGAAUCCGGAGCGUACAUUCCAUAGUCCAGGCACAGGUGGUAUACCGGGGUCAGUAGUAAGCGUCAACUUCAACGGCCGCUGGUACCACCUUCCUAAGGACGCCAAGGACCUGGUAAUGGUCGUUCGCGCAAGCGGUCCUGAAGUCAUUCCUCUGCUCGUCAAGACUCUGCAGUCGAACGGCGUCAAAGUGAAUCUCACGCCGAGCGGCGACGAUAUCGUCUCUUUCGUAAUACAGGGUAGAGUAAUCCCGGUGCCUAGCAAUGGCGGCAAAAUUACCCACCAAAAGAAAGCACCUACAAGUUACGCCCAAGGCAGCGGUGACGACAGUUCAAAUAGGUUCCGCGUUGCCAUCCGCGGUCACCAGUUCGUGGUACCGGACGACGUCGGCCGCCUGCCCAAGCUCCUGCCGGGCUUCCAGUACGGCGAACUCAUCGCAGCGCUUCACCGAGCGGGCCACAAAUUGAAGGUGGAUGAAAAAGGCAUGUUCUACGGCAUGCGCGUUCGCGGUGGCCGGCUGGUUAAGUUCCCGAUCAGAUUCAGCGUCAGCGUGUUCGCGGACAGAAAGGGAAGGCCGUACCGUGUGCCAAAAGAACUAGAACAGCUGGCGCGGGUGCUGCCGUUGCGCCGUUGGAACUGGAACGCGGUGCGUAAGACUCUUGAAAACGCCGGUAUCGAGGUGAGUGGCGGAAACGGGGGCGCGCCACACUUCAUCAGCUUCGAGGGGCGGGUCUUCAGGGUUGGUAAAAGCCACGACGGCGCAGGGUAUUGACAGGCAGGAAGCGUGACCAAAAAGAGAGCCGGGAGGGUGUGUUUCUUCCAGCUCUUUCUCAUAAACAUCAUGUUGCCAAACAUAAACCGAACGUCCUCACCUGCCACUGCGAGCUUUCACUUAACAGCCGGUCGUUUGAUAUCAAUAAACCGAUGUGUGAGCGUCAU
Messenger RNA from Dermacentor andersoni, 4107 nucleotides. RefSeq lists its product as uncharacterized. The record is from RefSeq and is a predicted model, not a curated record. NCBI's taxonomy places the organism in Eukaryota, Metazoa, Arthropoda, Arachnida, Ixodida, Ixodidae.